AUGUGUGAUAUGAUUAAUGAUGCGAAGAUUUCUACAUUUAAUUUUACGGUAUUUACUGGUAAUACAAUACCUGAUCAAGAACUUGGUCCAGUUCGAGAUCAUACAAGUAAUUCAACAUCUGGCGGUUUUCUUUAUUGGAAUCAAUAUUUGCCAGUAAACGCAAGUGAUCAAAGUCGUGUGUAUCUACCAAAAACAAUUGAACAAAAUAAUGGAAUGUGUAUUCAAUUUGCUUAUUAUGUGAAAUCAAAAGUAGUUAAUAAAAAUACAACAAUGAUUCGUCUAUCUAGUGAUGAAAAUCCUAACAUAGGAUUAUGA
Rotaria sordida is the source of this 315-nucleotide messenger RNA. The record is from the annotation of a GenBank genome assembly. NCBI's taxonomy places the organism in Eukaryota, Metazoa, Rotifera, Eurotatoria, Philodinida, Philodinidae.